Mus musculus (house mouse) is the source of this 7121-nucleotide messenger RNA. It is a transcript of the gene Runx1, whose product is annotated as runt related transcription factor 1. NCBI's taxonomy places the organism in Eukaryota, Metazoa, Chordata, Mammalia, Rodentia, Muridae. Gene Ontology annotation, biological process: positive regulation of developmental process; cell development; positive regulation of multicellular organismal process. The transcript has 6 exons. Bases 1577 to 2932 code for a protein of 451 amino acids. Gene Ontology annotation, cellular component: nucleus. Gene Ontology annotation, molecular function: sequence-specific double-stranded DNA binding; ATP binding; DNA binding. The record is from RefSeq and is marked validated.
UCUCAUUCAUAGAGCCAGCGGGCGCGGGCAGGACGGGCGCCCCGCGGCCGGACCCAGCCAGGGCACCACGCUGCCCGGCCCCGCGGCUGGCACUUCCAUCCUGAGCUCCCCGAGACGCAAGAAAGUCACCCUUUGCGGCUCUUUCUAGAUCUGCGUUGGACCUUCUUGUUUUCCUUUCCUUUCCUUUUUUUUUUUUUUUAAUUUUUAUUUUUAUUUUCCCUUUCUUACUUUUGAAUGAACCGGCUUCUAGGCUUUGGAUGUUUCAACUUCUAGGCUGUGAACUUUUCUCCGAUUGUUUCUUUUGACAACUGCGGGAGAAAGUGUUCCGGAGUUCCAGGCGAGCGGUGAAGUUGCGUGUGCGUGGCAGGGUGCGUGGGAGUGAGCGUGUGUAACUCGAGCCUACUGGUCUACGGUGCCUCCUCCCAGGCCCGCUCCACCUGCUGCGGUUACACGGUGCUCGCUCGUGGGUAUUUGUGCGCCCCAGCAGAAAACCAGCCACCGCCGGGCGACGUUGGAGGAAGAUCAUCUUGCCAGACUCUGGGCUGACUCACUCAACCAAUGUAGACAGUGGCUGACUUCCGAAGAGUGCGAGUCUGCCUGUGUGUGUGACCCAACUGCGGCUCAACUCCCACCAAACCACAGGAUCAGCCACAAACUUAACCAGCGUUCCCAAACCAGAGUCCUCAGCUGUGGGAAGCUCUACCCUGAGUGUCAUCGAGUUUGACUUUUUUUUUUUUAAGAUUAGCUACAGAUCUUUGUAAAGCACUGACCAUUUAUUUGGCCAGAAUUUAUUGAGUAAUGACAAGUGAUCCUAUCCCAGCCUUCCAACUACUGAAGCUGAUUUUCAAGGCUACUUAAAAAAAAAAAAACUGCAGCAAACAUUAAUGGAUUUCUGUUGUGUUUAAAUUCUCUACAGAUUGUAUUGUAAAUAUUUUAUGAAGUAGAUCAUAUGUAUAUAUUUAUAUAUACGAGCACAUACAUUAGUAGCACAAUCUUUUAAAGUUACGGCUCUUGCUUUUGAGAAACGAAGUGAGUUUUUCAUGGUAAGAGGGGCGCUCUGUAUGGAAGACACUCCUAAGUUUUGUAUUUUGUUGAGACUCUAAACAAAACUGACCCGCAAGAAAGAAAAACAAACUGACAGGCAACUAACUGCUGGAACUUCCAAAUCUAGUUUUUGCUGGUCAUUUUUUGGUUGUUGUUGUUGUUCUGCGCAUAAAUAUUUUAGGACGCGUAUGGGAAUUUUGCCUCCGGGACCGUUUGUAAUAGCCAAAGACUGAACUUCAACUCUCAAAGCGAGGCUCUGUUGGGCAUUUGACUUUGAAUUCUGGUUGCCCACUUUUUAACGCACUAAGCGGCCAGUUGCUAACCCUGCUUGGGUGUGAGGCCGAUCCGUGUAACUAGAUCUCAGUCCGGGACUGAUGGUAAUUUAGUCUCCUACCCCCACAACCCUCCGGUAGUAAUAAAGGCUUCUGAACUUGUAUGUUGGUCUCCCGGGAGCAGCUUGCAGAAGAUCCGAGCCCCUGUCGCCGUCUAGUAGGAGCUGUUUUCAGGGUCCUUACUCAAUCGGCUUGUUGUGAUGCGUAUCCCCGUAGAUGCCAGCACGAGCCGCCGCUUCACGCCGCCUUCCACCGCGCUGAGCCCCGGCAAGAUGAGCGAGGCGCUGCCGCUGGGCGCCCCGGAUGGCGGCGCCGCCCUGGCCAGCAAGCUGAGGAGCGGCGACCGCAGCAUGGUGGAGGUACUAGCUGACCACCCUGGCGAGCUAGUGCGCACCGACAGCCCCAACUUCCUCUGCUCCGUGCUACCCACUCACUGGCGCUGCAACAAGACCCUGCCCAUCGCUUUCAAGGUGGUGGCACUGGGGGACGUCCCGGAUGGCACUCUGGUCACCGUCAUGGCAGGCAACGAUGAAAACUACUCGGCAGAACUGAGAAAUGCUACCGCGGCCAUGAAGAACCAGGUAGCGAGAUUCAACGACCUCAGGUUUGUCGGGCGGAGCGGUAGAGGCAAGAGCUUCACUCUGACCAUCACCGUCUUUACAAAUCCGCCACAAGUUGCCACCUACCAUAGAGCCAUCAAAAUCACAGUGGACGGCCCCCGAGAACCCCGAAGACAUCGGCAGAAACUAGAUGAUCAGACCAAGCCCGGGAGUUUGUCCUUUUCCGAGCGGCUCAGUGAAUUGGAGCAGCUGCGGCGCACGGCCAUGAGGGUCAGCCCGCACCACCCAGCCCCCACGCCCAACCCUCGGGCCUCCUUGAACCACUCCACUGCCUUUAACCCUCAGCCUCAAAGUCAGAUGCAGGAUGCCAGGCAGAUCCAGCCAUCCCCACCGUGGUCCUAUGACCAGUCCUACCAGUACCUGGGAUCCAUCACCUCUUCCUCUGUCCACCCAGCGACACCCAUUUCACCCGGCCGUGCCAGCGGCAUGACCAGCCUCUCUGCAGAACUUUCCAGUCGACUCUCAACGGCUCCGGACCUGACCGCCUUCGGCGACCCACGCCAGUUCCCUACUCUGCCGUCCAUCUCCGACCCGCGCAUGCACUACCCAGGCGCCUUCACCUACUCGCCGCCCGUCACGUCGGGCAUCGGCAUCGGCAUGUCAGCCAUGAGCUCGGCCUCUCGCUACCACACCUACCUGCCGCCGCCCUACCCCGGCUCAUCACAGGCGCAGGCCGGGCCCUUCCAGACCGGCUCGCCCUCCUACCAUCUAUACUACGGCGCCUCGGCCGGUUCCUACCAGUUCUCCAUGGUGGGCGGAGAGAGAUCGCCCCCGCGCAUCCUGCCGCCCUGCACCAACGCAUCCACCGGCGCCGCGCUGCUCAACCCCAGCCUCCCCAGCCAGAGCGACGUGGUGGAGACCGAGGGCAGCCAUAGCAACUCGCCCACCAACAUGCCCCCCGCGCGCCUGGAGGAGGCCGUGUGGCGGCCCUACUGAGCUGAGCGCCAUCGCCAUCGAGGGACUGGGCCUGCCGUCCAUGCACAGACCCCGCCAGGAGGGCCCUUGGAGGCCACCAGGAAGAAUCCCGGAGGGAAACUGUGAAUGCUUCUGAUUUAGCAAUGCUGUGAAUAAAAGAAAGAUUUUAUACCCUUGACUUCACUUUUUAACCACGUUGUUUAUUCCAAAGAGUGUGGAAUGUUUUCGGUUCGGGGUGGGGAAGACGCAGCCCAUCCUGUUUGGCAUCUAUUUCUUAUUUCGGAGUUUUCUUUUCCGCACCUUAUCGAUUGCAAAAAUGCCUGUUUGCAUCUGGGUGGUCAUUUAUUUUUAAGUGUGUAUAGAUUUGAGCUUGCUUUUUUUUCUUCCUUUGACCAACUCAAAGAAAUAAAAUUCCCUUCUCUGUAAGGUUUAUUUAACUUUUAGACUUUCAUGUAGCUGGGGGUUUUAUUUGUGUUUGGUUUUUGUUUUUAUUUUUAAAGAGACAGCUACAGCUUUGGGUCAUUUUUUAACUACUGUAUUUCCACAAAGAAAUCCCUAGAUAUUUAUGUAUCUUGAUGUUUGAACAUUUACAUAUGUGUUGAUACUUUUUUAAUUAUUUAAAUGUACUUAUAUUAAGAAAGAUAUCAAGUACUACAUUUUUCUUUAUAAUAGCCAAAGUUAAAUAUUAUUGCGUUGAAGAUGUCUGGAAAAAAAAGAGAUCGCUUGGUUAACUAGAAAUAUUGUUUACAUUAAACUCCCUUUAUGUUAUUCAAACAAGUUGGUAGGUAACGCAGCAAUGUUUUUAAUUGGAUUGUAGACACUGAGGGUCACUCCAAGGUCAGAAGUACAAAAUUUUCUGCUAGGCUCAACAAAUAGUCUCAUACCUGGCUCCUUCCCUUCAAAAAGAGAGGCAAACUCUGUCCUGAAAGGGUUCAGAGAGGUGCCAAGGAUUUGCUCUGAAGAGGAUUUCAUUUUGGCCUGGAGAUAUACUUGCCCCAAGGCCUCCUCAUUCUGGCAUGCUUUAUCACAGAGCUCAACCAAGUAAGCUGUUGGUCAGGGGUUUACUUACAUAGUAUUUACAUAGACCCAAACCACUGAAUGUGAUUUUUAAAUUGCCUUCCAUUAAUAGUACCCGUUCAUUGAUGAAAACCAAAACUUGAGGCUGUACCCCAAAGAUCCAAAUAGAAGAGUUAAGACCAGGUGUCUUUGAGGCCUAAAGGCUGAGUUUUAAGAGAGUGUACCCCAAAAGUCUGAAGGAGCCGGUUUCCUUCUCCCAGUCUUAGUGGAAUCAGUCAUGGGAGGCAGAUGCCACGCCCACCUGUGCAGGAUGCUCCUCAGAAGCUGCCCCUUCACCAGCAUCUUCUCCCACCAGGCCGAGCCCCUGACCUUUGGGGUGCAUCAGUGUGAUAGAUCCUGGUCUCUGCAGUCCGCCAUGGCUACGGUUCAGAUGUGCAUCGUGUCACUGUAAAUGUAAUGGUACUGUUGUUACAGUGGAGGACUUGGUCAAAAUCCAGUUGUUCUACAACGUAUGAAGCCUAACCGCUGGUUCUGACAUACAUGUGCUCAAAAUGAUCUGGUUGUUUGGAUUUUUCUUUUGUUGUUUUGUUUUUUAAUGUACCUCUUAAAUUAGUUGAAGUGAUGUCAGGUCAACUCCGAAGAGCGUUUGAAAGCAGGACUUCAGCACAGUGUUUGAUUUUUUUAUUAUUAUUAAUAUUAUUUUAUAAAUUUAAGCAUUCAGAUUAGAUCUUUGGCUGCAGGCAGCAAAAACGGCUGGACUUAUUUAAAAAAAAUACAGCUUGUUUUUUGAGUUAUCUAUAUCUAUAUCUAUAUGUUGAUUCUUUGUCUUACAUAGAGCAGCAGCACUUUGGUAACCUGUGAUACCAGGUUGCUCUUGUCUGGAGAAGAGCGCUAGCAGGAUUCAGAGAAACUCAGAAUAGAUCUUCAUAUCAGCCAUACCUUCCUCCUCCAUCCGGUCUCCACUCAGUUAUUCCACAGAACACUUUGACAGCUGUGUUGUCAGAAAAAUAAAAAAAAAUUUAAUUUCUCAAAAGGAGUUUGUUUCUCCAACAUUAGAUGUUCCUCUUACCAUAGGCUGCCGUAUCUGGCCUGAGAAAACGGUAGGGAAGGACGAAGGAAAGAGAUUUCUAUUUUUUCAUAUUAAUUUUGAUAUCUAAAGAUACGCUAGCCCUCAGAGGAGCAGAUAAUCUCACACAUUGAAUUUUCGCCCUGGGCACCAUGCAUCAAGAAGGCUUGUCACUGUGUUAGAGCCAUUUAGUGCUUCCUAAACUUUUAUCAACAUAGGCAGUAUUUAGUCUCAGAGAAAAAAAAAUCCAUCAGGCACAUGUAGUCUUGGAGAUAGAUUCCACGGGGCAGGUAUUUCUCUACCUGAGAAAUUGUGUUCAUUGCCUUCGGGUGCUUCCAGCGGUCUCCUCAUUCGCUGUCUUCAAGGAAGACCCAUAAGCCAAUUCUGAGAUAAUGGAGCUGUUGGGAAUACUGGUCCAGAGAAAGAAAAAUGGGAUAAGCCAUUCUUACUGCUUAUUCAAGCCCCUAUUUAUAAUUUUAACACACUUUCCAUUCCUUCUGGUUUUCUCGCCGUCUAUAUCCUCCCAAUAGCCCUUCUCACUUUUCUUUUCCCUCCUGCAAACACACACACACACACACACACACACACACAUAAGGCACACACACACACAUCCUCUCCCCCAUACCAAGUGUCCAGAACACAGAAAGUCCAGUUCUUCUCCGUUUAUUAAAGAACAGGGUGAGUCAGCCAUUCUCUUGCUCACGGGUUUUUUUCCCCAACAGAACAGAGGCGUUGCCAGCCAUUUUGGGUCUGCUUUCUGUCCAGAUACUGCAGCAAAAACUCUUGAGGAUCACAACCCGUUGGCUGAGCAGCUGUGCUGCUGCCCAAACGUCCUGCGCAGACAAACGCACGCUGGGACCGGAAGGGGUGUCUCUCCUUCUGCCUCUUUUCUUUCAUACGUUUCUCUCGAAAGGCCUCAACUGAGGACUGCAAAUUUCUUUCUUGAAAUAACUUUCCCCCAGGGACAUUCGGUCUUAGGGAUUUUUUGGUUUUGAUGGGUUUUGUUUUGUUUUGGUUUUUUUGGUUCUUCUCAUUUUCUUUGUAGGAGAAGGCAUGAGAUGUUGAGGGUCUUUCAUACAUGAAAAUAAAUAGUUUGACAGCAAUCUCAGAAUAUAUUUUUUCCUUAUUUGAACAAAGUACUGUUUUGUUUACUCUACAGUACACCUUUAUUUGGUGGGUUUGGCUGUUGGUCGGAAAUGCCUUCCCUCUUUCAGCCAGGUCGGUAUAGCCAAAGCUGAUCAUUUGUCUGUUUUUUCUUUUUUUUCCUCAGAAGAGUUGUAUCCACAAACUCAAUUGUAUUUAUGUAUGUAAAUAGAUUUCAUGCUUCAUUAUAAAAUAUUGUUAAUGCCUGUAAUAACUUUUUUCACAUUUUGUGUGUGUUUCUAAGGACUUUUUCUUAUGUUCGCUAAAUAUUGUAGAAGAAAAAUGCUUCUCUUAACUUGUUUAUUUUAGAUUUUAAAAAAACCAAGCUACUUCUUACUCACUUUUAUAAACAUAAUAAACAAGCAUGGUUCCAAUGGGUUUUUUUUAAGUUCACCUUAUGUUCUAGGAGAAAUGAAUGUGCAAAAAAAAAAAUCAAUCUUCAAAUGAACUGUUGGGUAUUUCUGUUACUCUGGAUGGAAAAAGAUCAAUGGAAAACAAAAAACAAAAAAACAAACUUCCAAAUUGAAAUAGCAGUAAAACACAUGUAUUGGGGGUAAAAAAAAAAAAAAAAAACACACCUCAGAAAAUGCAGUUCUCCAGCCUCCAGCUACUGCCCACACAUGUGGCAAGUGUUAGAUGUGGUCGUGAGGAAUCCCAAAAUCAGUGCCCGGGCCUUUUCCUUCCUGGUACUAACAUUAAGAACACCUCCUAAGGGGCACUGUCAGGCUCAGGUCUUAAAGCACAUAGAUAAGAGAGAAUGUCCCAGAACGAUUCUCAGUAGCCCAGGCCAGCAGGUACUCACGGCACUGCACCUGCUCACUGCACACAGUCGCUGAGGCAGACCCCUCUCCUGGGGGCCAUGCAGAGCCAGGGCAGGGCAGCCCUAAGCUACUGAUGUUUUCUUUCCUUUGUACUAUGGUCUUUUCUGUAACUCCAAUAUUCAAACCCAUGUGAAUGGCAAAUAAACAAUUUGACAAGCACCUA